AAAACGCUAAAUGCUUGCUUUCCCUUGAAGUUUGAAUCCCUUUCCUUUGAAAUCCAUAAAUUUUUUUUGUUUUAGAGAAAAGAAAAUUAUGCAGCAGCCUUGUAGUAGCAGUGAAAUGCAAGCAAUGAAUCCUCUCUUAAACCCAUCUCACCAAAUCCCUCUUCAGGACCUUCAGAACGCCGGAAAUACGGGUAUCCAUCAGCAGAUCCAAAACCCACAGUUUGAUCCCACGUCGUCGCAUGAUGACUUCCUCGACCAGAUGCUCUCCUCGCUUCCGUCUUGCUCCUGGACGGACCUCAAGUCCCCUUGGGACCCACCUAAAUCCGACGAAACGGCGGGAGCGUCUAAUCCGGAGAACAAUGUUGGGUUUCCUUACGAUGAGAUUUUAGCCUUGAAGCUCCGGCAGCAUCAAAUCAACGGUGGAGGGAAUCAGUCGGCGAUGAAGAUGAUGAUGCAGCAGCAGCAGCAGCUGAUGAUGGCGGGACGAAUUGGCGCCGCCGGUGCCGGAGCUAUGGUGAGGCCGUCAGCUGCUGGUGACGUCGGGGGCCUUACGGUUCCGUUGUCCUUGGGUAGUACUCAUCCGAACGACAUCGUUGACGGGUCAUCCUUCAAAUCCGCAAAUCAUCAGGGAGCAGAGGGUUCGGUGCAAGCUCUGUAUAAUGGGUUCGGUGGUGGAUCCCUGCAUGGAACAAAUCAGGCAGCGCCGGCGCCGAACCAACCUCAACAUUUUAACCACCCCCAGCCUCAGGGAGGGUCCAUGCAAGCACAAAAUUUCGGAGCACCAGGUGCGGCGGUGGUUAACCAAGCUCCAGCUGCUAGUGGGUCAAGCGGUGGUGCCUCUGCAGGUCAGCCCAGGCAGAGGGUCAGGGCUCGUAGAGGUCAAGCCACCGACCCCCACAGCAUCGCGGAAAGGUUACGCAGAGAAAGAAUUGCAGAACGAAUGAAAGCUCUCCAAGAACUCGUCCCCAAUGCAAACAAGACAGAUAAGGCUUCAAUGCUGGAUGAGAUCAUCGACUAUGUCAAAUUCCUCCAGCUUCAAGUCAAGGUUCUAAGCAUGAGCAGAUUGGGCGGUGCUGCCGCCGUUGCUCCGCUAGUUGCUGAUAUGUCUUCUGAGGGUGGUGGGGAUUGUAUUCAGACGGCGUCAUCCAACGACAGCCUGACGGUGACAGAGCACCAGGUGGCCAAGUUAAUGGAGGAGGACAUGGGCUCCGCCAUGCAGUACCUACAGGGGAAAGGUCUCUGCCUCAUGCCUAUCUCCCUCGCCACUGCUAUCUCCACAGCCACAUGUCGUUCCAGGAACCCAUUGAUCAACAACGCUGCUGCCAACAACCCCUUGCUCAACGGGGAAGGACCUUCCUCCCCUAGCAUGUCUGUGUUGACGGUCCAGUCCGCCACCAUCGGCGUUGAUGGGUCUGUCAAAGACGCUGCCUCAGUUUCCAAGCCAUAGUAAGCCCCGCUGACUGACUUGGGUUAGGUUUCUACUUUCAACAAGUAUAUAGUACUAUAUCAAGAAAAGGGAAUGUUGUGGAGGGCCCCCCCCCUGAGUCUACAGAAAUAAGGUGGUCUCAUUGACAUGGUACUAAAACGACGCCCUAUUUAUGUAGACUUGGCUGCAACUAACUUCUCCAACGCCACUACUACCAACAACAAUCAAGAAUAUCACCCUACUCCCAAGAACUUUUUAUUAAUUAAAAAUUAGUUUUUUUUUUCUUUUAUUUAUUUAGGUUGUUUACAUUUUCAGCGUCUAUUUUGUUCUCUUUUAUUGCAUGUAAUUCUCUUGACAUAAAUUUGAACUCUCUGCUUUUUAUGAUAGAGAUGGAGUAGUGUCUUGA
Molecule: messenger RNA, 1832 nt
Organism: Rubroshorea leprosula
Lineage: Eukaryota; Viridiplantae; Streptophyta; Magnoliopsida; Malvales; Dipterocarpaceae
Source: the annotation of a GenBank genome assembly